AUGAGCGACCCAACGAACCCUCACAUCACAGACCGUACUACGCCCCAAUGGGGCCUCUACCAGCGGGAGAACUUCUGGAAAGCCAAUGAAGGCCAGACACCGCUUUUCAACACAGACCCUCGCAAGCUGGAGGAACGAGCCAAAGAACGCCUCAGUGAAGGUGGCUGGUACUAUGCCUCCUCCAACGCAGGAAUGUCGACAACCCAUCUCGCAAAUCGCCAAGCAUUCUACCGCCACAGAAUCAUCCCCAACCAACUAGUCGACACCAACAAACGCGACACAACAACCUCAAUCUUCGGCCACAAGGUCUCUGCUCCCAUCGGGUUCGCCCCGAUCGGCAUAAACAAGAUCUACCACCCAUCCGGCGAAUCCGCAGUUGCAAAGGUAGCCGGCGAACUAAACCUGCCCUACUGCCUCAGCACAGCAGGAAGCACAUCAAUCGAAGACGUGGGCAAAGCGAACGGAACAGGUUCCCCGCGCUUCUAUCAGCUAUACAUGCCACACGAUAACGAGCUGACGCUCUCACUGCUCAACCGAGCAUGGACGUCCGGCUUCGAUGCACUGAUCCUCACGACGGAUACAUGGCAGCUUGGCUGGCGACAUGACGACGUAGCGACGUCGAAUUAUGCGUUUUACCGUGGUUUUGGAGCCGACCUUGGACUUUCAGACCCGGUGUUUCGGCGGCGCUGUGCGGAGGCCGGGAUUGAUCCUGAUGUGGAUACGGUUGCGGCGUCGGCUAAGUGGAUUGAUUCUGUUUGGCAUGGGCGGGCGUGGUCGUGGGAGAAGAUCCCGUGGUUGAUUGGGGAAUGGAAGAGGAUUUCUGGGGGUAGGCCGUUUGCUAUUAAGGGGAUUCAGUCAGUGGGAGAUGCGAAGAAGUGUGUUGAGAUGGGCGUUGAUGGGAUUGUGGUUAGUAACCAUGCUGGACGGCAGGUUGAUGGGGCUGUUGCUAGUUUGGAUGCGCUGGAAAAGAUUGUUGAGGCAGUUGGUGAGAAGAUUUAUGUUAUGUUUGAUUCUGGAGUUAGGGGGGCGAGUGAUGUUGUGAAGGCUUUGGCGAUUGGAGCGAAGUUUGUGUUCAUUGGGCGGUUGUGGAUUUGGGGGUUGAGUAUUAUGGGUGAGGAGGGGGUGCGCCAUGUGAUGAAGUCGUUACUGGCUGAUUUGGAUAUUUUGAUGGGCGUGGCUGGGUUCAAUGGUGUGGAUGAUUUUGAUACUUCGAUCCUUGAGUCGGGUCCAAAGUCUUAUACGUUGAUUCCAGAGCGGACACUUUGA
Molecule: messenger RNA, 1266 nt
Organism: Penicillium verhagenii
Lineage: Eukaryota; Fungi; Ascomycota; Eurotiomycetes; Eurotiales; Aspergillaceae
Exons: 4
Coding region: 1-1266 (421 amino acids)
Molecular function (GO): oxidoreductase activity; FMN binding
Source: RefSeq, a predicted model, not a curated record